CCCGAGUGCUGGGAUUACAGGUGUGCGCCACCACCGCCCGGCCUUGUUGUUGUCUUUUAAGAUAGGGUCUCAUGUGUAGCCAGAAUAUUCGGCACUUUAUGAGGUUGGGGGAUCUAAACGGAAGUCCAUCUAUGUUUAAUUUUAGUUGUGAUGCUUCUCUGCAGUUAAAUAAAAACUUAAUAGUCCAGGCCAUCCAGCUACAUGGUGAGACCCUGUCUCAAACAAACAAACAAAUAGUAAAAACAUUCCAAAAGUACCAUUUAUAACAUCAUAACAUUGUAUAAGUAUUGUGGAGGGGCCCUUAUAACUUCUUUUUGAGAAUGGUUUCAGCAGCCCCAUCUCUGGGGGUGACCUCGGUUGACGAUGGUCGAGAUGCUGCAAGCCUCCCUUGUGAGCCUGACUCCCCUAGACAGGCCCUUGGAGUUCUGCUGGUCAUGGGGGUGCUGCCUCAAUGCUUGUCCACAUUGUCCCCUCCCGGGGAGAAACCCAGAGAAACUGUACCUCCUGUGCAGGAGCAGACUGCAGGACAGAGCAGGGACAGAUUUGCCAGCUGACCUAACUUGACCCCACCACCUUCGUCAGACCAUCUGGUCCCUGGGACAGACCCACAGCGAACUUCUGGGGGCCUCAGUUUCCUUGUCUACAAAGCAAGAGAAGCGGAGCCCGGGAGCUUAAUUUUAGCCAGGCCUGGAGUGAGCGACCUGACAUCCCGCCACUGGGGAGGCGGCGGCAGGAGGAUUGCAAGUUUGAGCCCGCCUGGGCCACCUGGUCUGGAUCCGGCGCUAAAACGCGGGUUAAUCUAUUCAGGUCGGAGAGGUGGCAAAGGGUACGGUGACUAGCCUGCCCGGGGCCACUGUCACCCUGAUCUGCCCUGGGAAGGAAGCAGAAGGCAAUGUCACCAUUCGAUGGGUGUACUCCGGCUCACAACACAGACGGUGGACGACCAUGGGAAACACCCUGCUUCUGAGGGCAGUGCAGCUCAGUGACACGGGGAACUAUUUGUGCUUCCUGGAUGGCCACCUGGUGGGGACUGUGCCCUUGCUGGUGGAUGUUCCUCCAGAGGAGCCCAAACUCUCCUGCUUCCGGAAGAACCCCCUUGUAAGUGCUACUUGUGAGUGGUUCCCAAGCAGCAGCCCUUCUCCAACGACCAAGGCUGUGCUGUUCGUGAAGAAAAUCAACAGCACCAACUCCAAGAGUGACUUCCAGGUGCCCUGCCCGUAUUCUCAGACGUCCAGAAGCUUCUCCUGCCAGGUGAAAAUCCUAGAGGGUGAAAGAGUUUACCACAUAGUGUCACUGUGUGUUUCGAACAGUGUCGGGAGCAGUUCCAGCAGCCACGUGGCAUUUCAGAGCUUAAAAAUGGUGCAGCCUGACCCGCCUAUGAAUCUGGUCGUAUCGGCCAUACCUGGAAGGCCUCGCUGGCUCAACGUCAGCUGGCAAGACCCCGAGUCCUGGGACCCACGUUACUACAUGCUGAAGUUUGAGCUUCGAUACCGACCCGUGUGGUCAAAGACAUUCACCGUGUGGCUGCUCCGGGCGGCCGAGUACCAGUGCAUCAUCCAUGAUGCCUUGCGAGGCGUGAAGCACGUGGUGCAGCUCCGUGGAAAGGAGGAGCUUGAGACUGGCCAGUGGAGCGAGUGGUCCCCGGAAGUCACGGGCACUCCUUGGAUAGAGCCCAGGAGCACUCCCGCAGGGAUCCUUGGAAGCCCCACACAGGUCUCUGACGAGGACUAUGACGAUGAGGAGGAUUGGUACAGUUCUCUAGAAGCAACAAGCAGCCCGGCCUCAGCGCAAGAAUCUUCCUCAGUAUCGCUUCCCACAUUCCUGGUGGCUGGAGGAAGCAUGGCGUUUGGGUUUUUCCUCUGUGUCUGCAUCAUCUUGAGGCUCAAGAAGACAUGGAAGCCCCAGGCCGUGAAGGAGAGCAAGAAGAGUUCUCCCCCGCCAUAUUCCUUGGGGCAGCUGAAGCCGACCUUCAUCUUGGUCCCUCUCCUCACCUCCGCAGGGUCCCCCGACAGCUCUAGGCCUGACAAUACCUUAAGCCACAGCUGCCUGGGUGUCGGGGACCUGCAGAUCCCGUAUGGCACCAGCCAUAGAGACUACUCAUUCCCCAGAUAGACGUCCGGAUGGUGCCUGGCAGCUCGCACGGCGUCAGGAGAUGGGCACACAUGUUUCUCACCGCCAUUCCGGUUCACUUGGGUCCCGGGUGGGUGGGGGUGGGGCUGCAGCCCCGUUUCCCACAAGAACCUUGCAGAAGAUUCGGAACGGGUCAAGACUGGUGUGCUGCAUGCUCCAAAGGAAGGGCUUGUGAGGGACACAGGCCCCCGUGAAGAGACCCGCGGGGACUCUGGAUAGAGGUGCUCGUCAUCCACAGCCUUCACAAGCUGCACCCUCAGCAUAGCCUCAGGUAGAGGUGCCAAAGGUUGCCCCAGUUGCCUAGCUCUGGCUCACUGCCCUAACCCACCUUUUAGCUUGAACUCUUAAAAUCCAAGCGCCUUUGACAUUCUCUUUUCCGAGGCCAGUGAGGCUGGGGAGGGAACUCGUUCCUUCCUUCCUCCUCAGUACCUGGAAAGCCACUGGAAAAGCAGCUGCAAGUCCCGGCUGCGGUGACUGAUAACUCAGGGCCUGAUGGUUUUAAAGGGAAUGACAAUUAGCGUCUUAUGAGCAUUUUCCAAAUGUGAAUGAUGAUCCCAGGCACUGCUGACUGUAGAAGUUUUAUUUCCUUCUUUGAUCUCAGGACUUCAGGAGAAGAGAAGCAGAAAGGAAGUCGGGAAGGACAGAUGUCCACUGUCCCUGUUGUAGUUGAGGGGGACACAGCCUCUGAAAACACGUUUUCUGCCCCCCACUCCCAGGGGAGGGAUGGUGUCAGUGAGGACCUCAGCCAGGGCAGAGUGCAACUGCUUUACCCCGGCCUUGCCCAUACUGGUUUCAACUGGACCUGAGCUACUAGAAAAGAUGACAUUCAUGCAAAAGGAAAACCUUAACUAGCAAGAAAGCAUUUUUAUUUUGCUUUUCACGAAACUGUUUCCUGAGCCAGCUGGUAGUGGCGGUGGCGCACGCACGCCUUUAAUCCCAGCAUUUGGGAGUCAGAGGCGGGAAGAUGUCUGUGAGUUCGAGGACAGCCAGAGCUACACGGAAAAACCUUUCUCAGAAAACAAACAAACAAACAAACAAAAGAAAACUGUUGCCUGUUUCUCUUGAUUCUGGAAGAGGCCACUCACUGUGUGCUUGUGUGUGAGCCACCCCUGGGAGUGGGGGUGGGGGACGACACAGUGGCUUUGUUUAGCGCAAAAGCCAAGUCAAGUGAACAUCGAGAAAAACGACUGUGUUCUGUAACAGAAAAGACUUCAGUUUCAUUCUGUAUCUUUUUUUUUUUUUGGCCUAAAAAGUACAAAAAUAGUCUGUACUCGGCUCCAGGGAAUGAACGCUUGCCAGGCUCAGGAAGGAAGGUGUCCGCUUCCUGUGAUACCUCACUGCCACCGUGGCCACGCUACAGAGUCCCUCCUUCCAGUCCCCUCCGGCUUCUCCCUGGGGCUUUGAGAAUUCCGUGAUAUUAGCGGUCACCCAGGAGACAGCGAGCGGUGCUGUGAUUAAAGUGAUUUUGCAGUCAUUAAUUCGCCUGUUUACCAGAUCCCAACACCUUGCUAGUGGCCUACCUUUUCGGAAAAUGCCACCACCACGGGACAGGUGGUGGGGCUCAGGAGUCGUCAGUGUGCUGUCUGCUCUGCCGCGCCAAGGUGCCGCUCUCUUAAGCAGGUAGCUGUUUCCUUUUCGGGUUUUGUACGUUUCAGGGCCUGUGCUGUCUUAGAAAAAGGUGUAAGUUGACAGAAAACAGGCAGGUAUUCAUGUCUUUUUUUUUUUUCCCUCCUUUGCUAAGUUUCUGGGACUCAAGAGUAGCAAAAAUGCUGUGAAAGGGAAAUAUUAGAAAUAGCGAUCUUCAGGGGAUAGGUGAGUGUGCCCACGCACACACGAUUCUUCAGUUCUUCACAUGGCUUUGCCCACACCCUGUUACCAAAGCCAGGCAGAGCGAGCUGGUGGAAGAUUGAAAUCCAGAUAUCUCAUUAUCUCUGAAAGCCAAAGAGCUUUGAUCUCCAAGUUGUUAUUGCUUUCGCUAUUAUUCUAACAGGACAGCCUCCCCGCCCCGCAGUAUCAAAAGGAUGCUUUUUCCUUUUUCCUUUUGACUCUCAAUAAGCUAAUGCCAAGGAAGUCGUUCCAUCUGAGCUCCAGCGUCGCCCAGUGCACACAGGUAUUGGCCCUCAGCUGCUUCUGGCCUCAAAUCUGUGCUGGCUGAAUGCGUGUCUCCAUCCUUGGGUUGUUCUUACUGGCGUUUCUGCAGCCCCACAGGCCGGCUGCCUUGUCCACAGUAUCAUCAUCACUAACUGAACACCUGCAGUCAGCAACCAGGCAGCCAGAUGUGGAGGGUUUAGACAUGGGUUAAACAUGACCUCCCCUGCAUGGUAGGAGGAGAACUCGUACCGGCUCAAGUUCUAAGGUGAUCUCUGGUUCUUCUGGCUUUAGUGAAAUAGCUUUGAAACCUUUCAAGCAUCGGCUGUGCGCCCGAGACGUUUGGUGACUGAGUGCUUUUUUUCCGUGAGCAUUUUCUUUGCAGUUUCUCGCCUGACUCUACGCUCCCGUUGAGUUUUUGCCAUGUCCCUGAUGUCUUGGGAGAAAGGAAACUGGCGUGGGGUUUACUCCUGGAAUUGGGUAGGAGCCAGUGUGGAGCCGAGCCCAGCAGGGUGGGCCAGGGUCGGCCAUGCUCUGCAGGUUUAAAGAGCGCCUGGCUCGCUUGACUCCUUCUUCCCCUAGCAGUUCUGUAUGGCUGACCUAUUUGGGGAGGAUUCCCGCACUCGGCUGCAGGUGGAGGUGAGAAACCUGUCUUCAUUUGGAGAGGCAGGCUCAUCCCCAGAACCUUUGCCAUGCUACAGCCGACAGCGAGACUGUGGCUGGAGGAGGCAGGCCGGCUGGCGCAGGCCCUGGUACUGGGGAGGGUCUGCCAAAGGUCUUUGCAGCCCUGGUGUGGUUGGGUGCCAGUUCCAGGGAGUUUCUAUGACAACCUUAAUGCUUAUUAAGGAACACUGUCAGUUUUGUGACCAUAUGCUCAGAUGGAGAGCUAGUUUGCAGGGAAAGCUGGUACAGUGUGUAGCAAGCUGGAACGGACAGAGACUUUCUUGGCUGGAGAUCAUACCCUUUAAGCAGAAUACCUCAGUGUUAUAUGUGUUUGCUUUUGAAACAAUGUUUUUAAGGAUUUUUUUUGUUUGUUUUUUAAUUUUUUUACCCCUGUGUUACCUGCAAGCUGAUACCUAAGCUGUUUCUGCAAAGUAGUCUAAUACUUUUUUUCAAUGCUUUUUUUUUUGGGGGACCACUGUUUGCUUUAAAGUGGAAAUUGUAGCUGUUUGAAAUAAAUCCUUUCUAAAACUGCA
Messenger RNA from Peromyscus maniculatus bairdii (prairie deer mouse), 5414 nucleotides. RefSeq names its product interleukin 6 receptor (gene Il6r). NCBI's taxonomy places the organism in Eukaryota, Metazoa, Chordata, Mammalia, Rodentia, Cricetidae. The record is from RefSeq and is a predicted model, not a curated record. Gene Ontology annotation, cellular component: external side of plasma membrane; membrane. Gene Ontology annotation, biological process: immunoglobulin mediated immune response; cytokine-mediated signaling pathway. Gene Ontology annotation, molecular function: cytokine receptor activity; protein binding.